Lactuca saligna is the source of this 1249-nucleotide messenger RNA. The record is from the annotation of a GenBank genome assembly. NCBI's taxonomy places the organism in Eukaryota, Viridiplantae, Streptophyta, Magnoliopsida, Asterales, Asteraceae.
AUGCUUGAUGAACUUUCUAAACACGGAUUGAUUCAUCAAGUGGCAUAUCUUAUAGACCUGAUCAACCAUACCACUCUAUCUUAUUUUGUUCAUACUGGUUUAAUUGGACUACUUGUUAAACUUGCUUCUGGUUCUAUGGUGGUUGUGAAGACACUUUUUGAUCUUAAUAUAAGUAGCAUUUUGAAAGAGAUCUUUUCAAUAUAUGACCUUUCACAUGGAGUCCCUUCCCCUCGAACAAUUGAUGGACAUUAUAAUCAAAUGCAUGAAGUUUUGAAGUUGUUGAUUCAGCUUCUACCCGUUGUAUCCAGAAAUCAAGAAGUUCCAUUAGAUGCAGAAAAAGAAGCUUUCUUGGUGACACAUCCUGAUCUUGUAGAGAAAUUUGGGAAUGAUUUAUUACAUGUCUUGAUCCAGGUUGUUGAUUCUGGGGUGGAUUUAUAUAUCUGUUAUGGGUGUCUAUCUGUUGUUGACAAGUUACUUUAUUACAGUAACUCUGAUAUGCUUAUUGAUUUGCUUAAAAGCACCAACAUUUCAAGGGGACGUGUUGUAUACAGGAGAAGCAUGAAGAAUCCAAAGUGGCAAUCUUAUGAAAAUAUAGCAUUAUUGGGUGCAAUACAAUCUUUAUUCGAGGGUUCAAUGUACACUUUUGUGUUUCUAUGGACACCUGCUUUAAGCCCAAAUGGUGAAGACAUUCCACAUGGUUUCAUUUUUGCUACUUUCAUGUUAUCUUCCAUGUUAGGAAGCUCUUUAGCUUCUCGGUUAUUAGCACACACACUGACAUACAUUGAUAUUGUGUUGUGUUGUGUUCACACACUGUUAAAAGGAUUGGAAAAGAUAAUUGCAAGUGCAGAUAUUCCAAUGUUCGUCUGUGGUGACUUCAUUUCAGUUCCAGGAAGGUUGAUCUCUAGGGCCUGCUAGAAGGAUUGGAUAUUGCAGUUAAGCAUCUAUCUAAGACUUCACAACAAGGACUUGAGGAAUAUAAGUUAGCAAUGUUUUACUUGAUUUGGACAUGAACAAGACUCAAGCAAAAGAAAGACUCAUACUUUGGCAUGGCUAGAAGCUUUGGAGGAAACAAGACUCAAGCAAAAGCAAACACACAGAGAGUUGUUAGCACAUAGUAAGCUAGAUAAUGUGAUUGUAUAUAAAUUCUACAUCUCUUGAGUUCAUUUCCUUUAUUACAAUUACUCAAUAUUGGAACAAUUAUUUGUAUUUGACAUAUUAGUGAAAUGAAUUAUCUUUGUUAUUUAUGGUA